UUCUAGAGCCCCAGAACGUUGACCCCUCUAUGAUCCAGAUGACCUUUCUGGACGAUGUGGUCCACUCUCUGCUGAAAGGAGAGAACAUCGGUAUCCAGUCCCGACGCAGGUCCCGUUCCAACCAGAACAACUCUGCCCACGGUCACUACACCCGCGCCCAAGCCAACAGCCCCAGACCAGUCAUGAACUCCUCUGGCGGGGCGGUGAAGCAGGGGUCAGGGGUCACCACCCAGCAGGGUCAAGUUCAGGGCGGGUCCCAGAGCCAGCAGGCCCCAGCGCAGCACUCCCCUUGCCAGGAACAGAUGCAGCACCGCGGACCUGGCUUCUCCAGGAGGAAGGGAUCUGACAGCAGUGUCCCUGAUGAUGACUUCAAGGGAGACGACGUGGACUGUAACGAGAGAGCGGGGAGAGGAGACUUCUUUAAAAGUACGAGCAGCAAGCAGGUGGCUGUGAACAAGCGGAGGAAAGCGGAGGAGGAGGAGGAGGAUGAAGAGGAGAAGAAAUCAGGUUUGAAAAGACUGAGAAGCGAGACUACAGUGAGGUCUGACUUCUCUGAGAGCAGUGACUCUGAGAUGUCUACCAAGAGAACCAGGACGGCAGACUCCUCCUCUUCCUCAGAGCAGAACUCAGAGGAGAAGCUAAAAGGAAAGACCGGCCAGGAGGGGCACAAGACCCAGGGUUCUAAGACUGGGAAGGAGUCUGCUCUGACAGGCAGUCUCUCCCCCUGGGGUGAGGAGCUUCAGAAGGCGGAGUUUCAGCAGUCAUCAGCCGACAGGGAGCAGAGGUCAUCCCUACGACAACCUCAACGACAGGGGGAAUGGUCUCCACUGCAACAGCAGCAGGCCCCUCCCCUGUCCUCCUCCUCCCAGGGCUCUGCCCCUCUGAGGGCCAAGGGGAGUCAGACAUUUGGUGCUGAACCCUCUGUUGCCCCUCCCUCUCCCCUUCGUAAGAGCCACUCGGAGUGUGACCUUAGGAACCAGAUUCCCUCAGUGUUAGAGUGUGACCUUAGGAACCAGACUCCCUCAGUGUCAGAGUGUGACCUUAGGAACCAGACUCCCUCAGUGUCAGAGUGUGACCUUAGGAACCAGACUCCCUCAGUGUCAGAGUGUGACCUUAGGAACCAGACUCCCUCAGUGUCAGAGUGUGACCUUAGGAACCAGACUCCCUCAGUGUCAGAGUGUGACCUUAGGAACCAGACUCCCUCAGUGUCAGAGUGUGACCUUAGGAACCAGACUCCCUCAGUGUCAGAGUGUGACCUUAGGAACCAGACUCCCUCAGUGUCAGAGUGUGACCUUAGGAACCAGACUCCCUCAGUGUCAGAGUGUGCCCUUAGGAACCAGACUCCCUCAGUGUCAGAGUGUGACCUUAGGAACCAGACUCCCUCAGUGUCAGAGUGUGACCUUAGGAACCAGACUCCCUCAGUGUCAGAGUGUGACCUUAGGAACCAGACUCCCUCAGUGUCAGAGUGUGCCCUUAGGAACCAGACUCCCUCAGUGUCAGAGUGUGACCUUAGGAACCAGACUCCCUCAGUGUCAGAGUGUGACCUUAGGAACCAGACUCCCUCAGUGUCAGAGUGUGACCUUAGGAACCAGACUCCCUCAGUGUCAGAGUGUGACCUUAGGAACCAGACUCCCUCAGUGUCAGAGUGUGACCUUAGGAACCAGACUCCCUCAGUGUCAGAGUGUGACCUUAGGAACCAGACUCCCUCAGUGUCAGAAUGUGACCUUAGGAACCAGACUUCCUCAGUGUGUAGGAAGCCGGAGGUAAAGCAUGACAUAGCUGGCAGCCUGGGCAGUAAGAUGGGGUUAGUCCAUUCAGUGGUGAUCAGACCUAUGGCAUCAGUCAGUGAGUCUGCUGCUGUAGUAGAGAGAGAGAAGCAGCUAUAUUCCUCCAUGCUGCCCUGCAUUAAGAACGCCUCAUUGGCCGACGAGGCCAGGAAGUCGUACAAGCUAAGCCCCUCCCCUGAUGUCCCCAAGCCCCUCCCCUCCCCAGAGGCCAUGAAGCCGAAGCCCCUCUGCUCCCCUGACAUCGUCAAGUCUAAAACACAGAGUGUUCUGGAGACUUGUUCUAAACCCAAACCCCUCACCUCCCCAGAGGUGUCCAAGCAUAAAGGCCGUUACCCGGACAACACCCCUCGCUCCAGCUUUAAGCCCGUCCUGGCCCGAGGGACUGAGUCGCCAGGAUCUUGCACUAAGAGCCCGCUAAUCAUUGAUAAGAACGAGCAUUUCACCGUGUACCGGGACCCUGCGCUUGUCCGUCCCAACCAGGAGACCAACCACGUGUCCUAUCUGCACCCCCAGCUCCACCCCCUCCAUGCCUCCUCCCACGCCUCCUGCCUCACCCCCUCUUCCACCCACCACCACACAUCCCACUCCCACCACCACCUUCUCUCCGGGGUGCUCUCUGGCCUGCCUCCAGGCCCCUUGCUGGGGGGUCAUCCCCGACUAGACUCCUCAGGGCUGGGGCACCUGGGACUAGCUCAUCACCACCCUGUCUCUCAGCCCCAGACACACAGCCACACCUCAGCCUCAUACAACCAGCUGGGGCUGUAUCCAAUCAUCUGGCAGUACCCCAAUGAGACCCACUCCUAUCCCCCCAGACUCAACCUGCCCGGGUCCAAGUGGGUGCACCCUGAAAACCCUGUCAGCUCUGAGACCAACAUGAGGAAGAACACGGCCAGCCCUUGGCUACACCACCAGGUCCCUGUCUCCUCCUCUGACAGCCUGGACCAACUGAGCCACGUCCCGGUCCCCAUCCGACCAGCCAGCGCCGACCCUCACCGGUCCGACCCCCAUCCCCACCGUUCAGAACCACACCGCUCGGACCCCCACCGGCUCAUCAAGAUCAACCCCCACGCCAGCCCCCCUCUGCCACCGGCCAAGACCGCUGGAGAUCUUCACCGGGAGGAUUUGAAGGGUUUUGUGGACCCCAUCAGAACCAUCACUCUGGCCCACCUGAAGCAGGAGCAGGACCGCAGCAGAACCCCGACCGGGAAGGACAGUCACCUGCACCAGCUCUACCUGGAGGCCCGUAAUAAACAACAGCAGCAGAGGAUGGCCCAGCAGCAACAACAGGAAGCAGGGCAGAGGGACCGGGCCAGUCAGUAUAAGGAGGAGAACAGACGGAUCCUCCAGGAGAGCAUUGAGGUGGCCCCCUUCACCGCUAAGAUCCGCUCCAGUGAGACCGACAGGGAGCCUAACCCCUACCCGAUCCCCUCGCUCCCCUCCCUGCCCCACCCCUACCCCCGGAUCCCCUCGCUCCCCUCCCUGCCCCACCCCUACCCCCGGAUCCCCUCGCUCCCCUCCCUGCCCCACCCCCAGCGCCUCCACCAGGAGAAGGAAACGGAGCCCCCUGCUGCAGACCUGUAUAAGUUUAAACAGCAGUCCCAGCACAGUCCGCCCCCCAGUAACUACUUCACUACCCUGUCCAACAGUGUGGUCAACGAGCCACCGCGUCUCUACCCCUCUAAAGAGCUCAACUCAUACUUUGACAAGGGGAGCAGGGAGCAGGAGUCUGCAGCAGCCUCUAGUCUCUCUCUGGGAGGAGGGGCAGCGUUCAGCUCCAAGUCCCUGUCCAAACCCCCUCCUCUCAUCAAACACCAGGCUGAUGGGGAGGGUCUGCUAGGGAAGAUAUCAGAGCAGCUGAACCAGCAGGUAAGCCUAUCCAACAUGCAGAGGUAUCGUCUCAGUACCAUAGUCAGCCCGGUUAGUCCAGACCUCUCGCCUUCCUCCAGUCAGAGUCAGACCCAGAGCCAGACCCGAACCCACUGUCAGACCCAGAGUCAGACCCAGAGCCAGACCCGAACCCACUGUCAGAGCCAGAGUCAGACCCAGAGCCAGACCCGAACCCACUGUCAGAGCCAGAGUCAGACCCAGAGCCAGACCCGAACCCACUGUCAGAGCCAGAGUCAGACCCAGAGCCAGACCCGAACCCACUGUCAGAGCCAGAGUCAGACCCAGAGCCAGACCCGAACCCACUGUCAGACCCAGAAACAGAGCCAGAGUCAGACCCAGAGCCAGACCCGAACCCACUGUCAGACCCAAGCCCAACUAAGGUGUAUGCCAGCACUGCACCGUGCCCCUGUGUUCCACCCUCCUAUCCAGCAGACACUGGACAGGAAGGAGGCGGGCUACGGCCGCUUGUCUCCACCCACCCUGACCCCCAUCCAGCCAGUCAGCUCGGCCGGUAAGGUGUCUGAGCAGCAGAAACCGCCCACCCUUCUGCCCGAGCUACGGGAGGUCAGCGCCGUGUGUAAGGGCGGGGCAGCGAUGACCUCAUCCGAGGUGUGCCGAGUCGGCGACUCUCAGAGCCACGACAAGCUGGGAUGGCAUUCUGAGAGGAGUCCCGGCAGGAAGCCUGGGGCCACCACGGCGUCUGUUAUUGUCCGUCCCUCGACGUGUAUAAAGUACGACGGCUCGCCAGGCGCCAAGACCUCUUCCUCGGCCAAGGACUCUCUGACGGGGAGGAUGUUCCCAGGCGGCAGGCCUCAGACAGUCUGUCUGAAACUGGCCUAUGAGAGAGACAGGGAGUCUGGAGGGAAGGUGAUCCUGCCAAACACUAACUUGGAGGAGGCUGUUUGCGUGCAGCAGUACAAUAACAACUUUAUGAGAGUGCCCCAGUCUCAGGGAACCUUUCCAGUCUCUGUCUCGGCUGCUGCCAACUCUGUGUGCAAUAGGAGUAGUGAUGUGACUAGGGCAGACUCCAACAUGGCUCCCUACGGUGUGCUGAGUAGAAGACAAGAGAGAACCUACUGUGGGCCCAACACCUCCAGCGCUAGCAGGACAGAGAGCUGUGGCCCUCGGGGCAGGGCCUUCCACUCAGGGCCUGGGUUAGAACCAAGGGCCGAGCUCCAGCAACAGGAGGGGAGCUCCUCCAGAACCUCAUCCCCCAACCUGCACCCCGGCCCCAGCCUGGCCAGCCGCACCCAGGCCUCUCCCAACCCCAGCCAGUCCUACUAUGGGAGCUUUAUCCAUCUGAAGAAACACAAGGCAGCGUUGGCAGCAGCCCAGCAGUCCAGAGGUCCUAGCAGCAGCCCCAGUGGUAGUGGUCCUGAGAGCCUGAUUGAGCCAUCUAACAGUAAAGCUCUUCACAUCUCCCCUCCACCUCCCCUUGCCUCGGCCUCAGCCCAGAACCACAGAACCACAGAAAGCCCAGGAGCUAGCCCCAGCCCUGGCCCCCUCCCCAAUGGCCAGCCAGCCCAGAUGAACCAGAGCCAGUCUCAACCCAACUACCACAAGCUGAAGAAGGCCUGGCUCACCAGACACUCCGAGGAGGACAGAAACAUAAACACUAUGAUGAAAACAGAGGAGGCUGAUAAGUCUGUUACCACCACUGUGAGCCCCUCUGUGUCCAAGUCUGUUACCACCACUGUGAGCCCCUCUGUGUCCAAGGCUGUUACCACCACUGUGAGCCCCUCUGUGUCCAAGGCUGUUACCACCACUGUGAGCCCCUCUGUGUCCAAGUCUGUUACCACCACUGUGAGCCCCUCUGUGUCCAAGUCUGUUACCACCACUGUGAGCCCCUCUGUGUCCAAGGCUGUUACCACCACUGUGAGCCCCUCUGUGUCGAAGGUUGUUACCACCACUGUGAGUGAGCCCCUCUGUGUCCAAGGCUGUUACCACCACUCCCCCUCUGUGUCGAAGGUUGUUACCACCACUGUGAGCCCCUCUGUGUCGAAGGUUGUUACCACCACUGUGAGCCCCUCUGUGUCCAAGGCUGUUACCACCACUGUGAGCCCCUCUGUGUCUGAGAUGGAGAUGAUCAAGCCUUGCACCGUCACUCUGAUUGCCUCUACCUCCAGUGAUGUGGAGAUGAAGAUAGAAGAGGUCAAAGGUCAGGAGGACAAGAUGGCCGCUGAGGACAGGAAUACGCGGCGUGGGAGCAAGAGGGUGUACGACCACGACUCGGCCUCAGAGAGCGGAGAGGACUCUGACGCCAGCGAGAGCAGCAAGCAGGAGCAGAGGGCGAAGAGGCAGCCCAAACCCACAUACAAGAAGAAACAGAACGACAUGCGCAGGAGGAGAGGAGACGGAGAGAAAGAUGAGGAUGAGCUGAAACCCAACGGGAUCUUUAGGAGCGCCAGGGAGAAGACCAAACUGAAACUGUCCAGCAACAAUGGUAUCCCCCGCUCUGUGCUGAAGGACUGGAGGAAGGUGAAGAAGCUGAAGCAGACGGGGGAGUCGUUCCUGCAGGAUGACUCGUGCUCCGAGAUUGGACCCAACCUGCAGAAGUGUCGGGAGUGUCGUGUUGUUCGCAGCAAGAAGGGGGAGCAGCCGGCUCAUUCCCCUGUCUUCUGCCGCUUCUACUACUUCCGCCGCCUGUCCUACAGUAAGAAUGGAGUGAUCCGUGUGGACGGCUUCUCCACCCCAGAUCAGUUUGAUGAGGAGGCUCUGUCCCUCUGGGCUCCUGAUGUAUACGAGGAGAAUGAGUUGGACCCGGACUCCUCCAAGUACAUCCUCUCAUAUAUAGGAGACCAGUUUUGUCAGAUGGUCACCACUGAGAACACUGCUGCUACAUGGAUCAAAAAAGAUGCCAAGAUGGCCUGGAAGAGGGCAGUGAGAGGGGUCCGGGAGAUGUGUGACGCGUGUGAAGCCACCUUGUUUAAUAUUCACUGGGUCUGCCACAAAUGUGGCUUCGUGGUUUGUCUGGACUGUUACAAGGCAAAGGAGAGGAAGACCUCCAAAGACAAAGAGCUGUACGCCUGGCUGAAGUGUGUCAAGGGACAGCAGCAUGGUCACAAGUACUUGAUGCCAACUCAGAUUAUCCCAGGAACUGUUCUGACAGAGGUGGUGAGCGCCAUGCAUCUGUUCAGGGAGAAGUACAGCAUCAGGUCUCCCUGUGUCUGUACUGGGAAACACAACCCUCUACUCAGCAAGAUGCCUGCUACCAACGGAGUCUCUCAGGUUCUCCAGAACGUGUUAAACCACAGCAACAAGAUCUCUCUAUGUAACGUGAAGACAGAGACUGGGCAGCUGAACCCCAUCCAGGGUAAAGCUGAGACUAACGGAGGCUCCAGCCCUGCCUCGGACCCCUCCUCUGACUCCAAACUACCCCCGGAGUCCCAGAGCCCUCUCCACUUCCUGGCUGACCUGACUGAACAGAAGUCACGGGAAGACAAGAAAGAAAACAAGGAGUCUCCUCUGGGUAAGGUGGGCAAGGAGGAGAAGGUCAGUAGCCUGGAGUCUCUCCACUGUAAAGCGUCUAGCCUGGUGUCUAACAUCACAGAACAAGGCUCUACUCUAAGAGACCUCCUGACGACCACCGCUGGUAAACUCCGUCUGGGCUCUACUGAUGCUGGCAUGGCCUUCGCUCCUGUAUACUCCACCGCAGCACAGAUGGGGAAGAGCGGCCGUAGCAUGCCCAACAUCCUGGAUGACAUCAUCGCGUCCGUGGUGGAGAACAAAAUCCCUGCCGGCCGAGGAGCCAAGCUGAGUCUGAAGCUGGAGGCCACCACCACCACCACAGAGGACAGGGAGGUGAAGACAGAGAGGAUCGAGAGGAAGAAGCAGCCUGGGACAGGGACAGGUCCUAACCCUGGGACGGGGACAGGUCCUAACCCUGGGACGGGGACAGGUCCUAACCCUGGGACGGGGACAGAAGAGCUUCCUGUACCCAAGCCUCAGCUAGAGAAGGCCCUGCAGCUCCAUGCUGACAUCCCCCACUGCUGGUUGUAUGAUCGCAGACUGCUCUGGCUGAAAGACCAUCGACACCCUGGCAACUGGAAGCUGUUCAGAGAGUGUUGGAGACAGGGACAGCCUGUCCUGGUGACUGGGCUCCAUAAGCCUCUGAAUGCAGCUCUGUGGAAGGCAGACAGCUUCAACCUGGAGUUUGCUGACCAUCAGGGAGACCUGCUGAACUGUAAAGAUGGACUUGUCUCGAACUCUGGAAUCAACGAGUUCUGGGACGGCUUCGAGGACCUCACCAAGAGACCCAAGUCUAAAGACGGAGACACCGUGGUGUACAGGCUGAAGGACUGGCCAUCAGGAGAGGAGUUCAUGGCCCUGAUGCCUUCCAGGUAUGAUGACCUGAUGAGGAAUCUGCCCCUGCCUGAGUAUUGUGACCCUGAAGGGAACCUCAACCUGGCCUCUCAUCUACCCAGCUUCUUCGUACGCCCAGACCUCGGACCACGCCUCUGCUGUGCUUAUGGUACGAGCGUUCAUUUAACAUCGACCAGGCCUCAGGACUUUGGGACAGCUAACCUUAACAUGGAGGUCUCUGACAUCGUCUCUGUCCUGGUGUACGUAGGAGUGGCCAAGGGGAACGGAGUCCUGUCCAAGACGGGAGUGUUGAAGAGACUGGAGGAGGAAGACUUGGACGACAGCGUGAAGAAGAGAUUAAAGGAUUCCAGUGAGACGCCUGGAGCCUUGUGGCACAUCUACAUUAGCAAAGAUGUGGAGAAAAUUAAAGACUUUCUGCACAAGGUUGCUAAGGAGCAGGCGGAGAUUUCAGCAGAGCACGACCCAAUCAGAGAGCCGGGCCGGUACCUGAGCAGGAAGUUGCGUCAGCGUCUGUGGGAGGAGCAUGAUGUGCAGGGCUUGACCGUGGUUCAGUUCCUGGGGGACUCGGUCCUCAUCCCGCCGGGGCUGCACCAGGUGCAGAACCUUCACAGUUGUGUCCAGGUGAUAAAUGACUUUGUGUCUCCAGAGCAUGUAUUCCACUCCUUCCACCUGACACAGGAACUGAGGUCCUCCAGAGAAGAGCCCAACUACGAAGAUAAACUACAGGUAAAGAACAUCUUGUUCCACUCUGUGAAGGAUGCAUUGACGUCGCUGAGGAGGUACAGCCAGGAGGAGGAAGAGAACUCCUGACCCGUAGUCCCCCUGGCUCCUCCCUCUCUGGCGCCUCCCUCUCUGGCGCCUCCCUCUCUGGCGCCUCCCUCCCUGGCGCCUCCCUCUCUGGCGCCUCCCUCUCUGGCGCCUCCCUCCCUGGCGCCUCCCUCUCUGGCGCCUCCCUCCCUGGCGCCUCCCUCCCUGGCGCCUCCCUCCCUGGCGCCUCCCUCUCUGAGACAUCUUCCUUCAGCCUGGAACAGAUAUAUACACACUGACACUAACCACAACAGCAGAACACACUACAACACACUAAAACUACAUGUUACUGACCAGCAUCACUACACAGCAUCAGGAUACUGACCAUAGCAGCAUCACCACCCAGCAUCAGGGUACUGACCAUAGCAGCAUCAGGAUACUGACCACAGCAGCAUCACCACCCAGCAUCAGGAUACUGACCACAGCAGCAUCACCACCCAGCAUCAGGGUACUGACCAUAGCAGCAUCAGGAUACUGACCACAGCAGCAUCACCACCCAGCAUCAGGGUACUGACCAUAGCAGCAUCAGGAUACUGACCAUAGCAGCAUCAGGAUACUGACCAUAGCAGCAUCACCACCCAGCAUCAGGAUACUGACCACAGCAGCAUCACCACCCAGCAUCAGGAUACUGACCAUAGCAGCAUCAGGAUACUGACCAUAGCAGCAUCAGGAUACUGACCAUAGCAGCAUCAGGAUACUGACCAUAGCAGCAUCACCACCCAGCAUCAGGGUACUGACCAUAGCAGCAUCACCACCCAGCAUCAGGAUACUGACCAUAGCAGCAUCACCACCCAGCAUCAGGAUACUGACCAUAGCAGCAUCACCACCCAGCAUCAGGAUACUGACCAUAGCAGCAUCACCACCCAGCAUCAGGAUACUGACCAUAGCAGCAUCACCACCCAGCAUCAGGGUACUGACCAUAGCAGCAUCACCACCCAGCAUCAGGAUACUGACCAUAGCAGCAUCACCACCCAGCAUCAGGAUACUGACCAUAGCAGCAUCACCACCCAGCAUCAGGAUACUGACCAUAGCAGCAUCACCACCCAGCAUCAGGAUACUGACCAUAGCAGCAUCACUACACAGCAUCAGGAUACUGACCAUAGCAG
Oncorhynchus masou masou (cherry salmon) is the source of this 9910-nucleotide messenger RNA. RefSeq names its product probable JmjC domain-containing histone demethylation protein 2C. Gene Ontology annotation, molecular function: histone H3K9 demethylase activity; chromatin DNA binding; transcription coregulator activity. The record is from RefSeq and is a predicted model, not a curated record. NCBI's taxonomy places the organism in Eukaryota, Metazoa, Chordata, Actinopteri, Salmoniformes, Salmonidae. Gene Ontology annotation, biological process: regulation of transcription by RNA polymerase II. Gene Ontology annotation, cellular component: chromatin; histone deacetylase complex.